CGCUGGGGAGGUUCAGGCUCCAGGUUUAACUCGUUGUGGCAGAGGGCGCGGGGGUCCCUGCGUGACGGGGGAGCGGGGGGGACACAGACCCCACACACACCCCGCUGCCUCGCUCGGCCGAGGGCCGCGGACACCAGCCGGCGCCGCCGCCGCCGCCCGGAACGAGUGUCGGUGCCCGCGUUGCCGGCCGGAGGGAGCAGGGGAGGGCGCAAAAUGGCGGCGGCCUCGCGGGUGUUCGCCUUCCGCGACGUGCGCUGGGCCCCCGACCCGGUGCUGGAGCCGAGCGCGGCCGUGCGGACGCCGCAGCCGGUGCCGCUGGUGAUCGACAACGGCUCCUUCCAGACGCGGGCGGGCUGGGCCUCCCCCGACCCCGCCGUCCCCGCCGAGCCCCUGUUGCGGUUCCGCUCGCUGGCGGCGCGUAGCCGCGGCGCCCGUGGGGGGGCCGGCGCCGAGACUCAGGUGGGCAACGACCUGGGGAGCCCCGAGCCGCUGCGCUGGCUGCUCCGCUCGCCCUUCGACCGCAACGUGCCUGUCCAGCUGGAGCUGCAGGAGCUGCUCCUCGACCACGUCUUCCAGCGCCUCGGCGUUGCCUCGCAGGGUUGUGUUGAUCACCCUAUUGUUUUGACAGAAGCAGUGUGCAAUCCUCUGUAUUCGAGACAAAUGAUGUCAGAGCUCCUCUUCGAAUGUUACCAAGUGCCAAAAGUGUCCUAUGGUGUAGACAGCUUGUACAGUUUUUACCACAACAGAAAGCAGAACUGGCCCUGCAGUGGUUUGGUGAUAUCUUCAGGUUAUCAGUGUACGCACAUUUUGCCAGUCUUAGAAGGCAGGCUGGAUGCUAAAAACUGCAAACGUAUUAAUCUUGGAGGAUGUCAAGCAGCUGUCUAUCUCCAACGCCUCCUUCAGCUGAAGUACCCAGGACAUUUUGCUGCCAUCACUCUCAGUCGCAUGGAGGAAAUACUGCAUGAGCAUAGUUACAUUGCAGAGGAUUAUAUAGAAGAGCUACAGAAGUGGCGGUCCCCAGAGUACUAUGAGAGCAACAUGCACAAGAUGCAGCUGCCUUUCUCUAAUAAACUACUGGGAAGCACUCUGACAUCAGAGGAAAAGCAGGAGAGGCGGCAGCAGCAGUUACGUCGACUUCAAGAACUCAAUGCGCGUCGCCGAGAAGAGAAGCUGCAACUUGAUCAAGAGAGGUUGGACAGACUGCUAUAUGUACAGGAACUUUUAGAAGAUGGUCAUAUGGAUCAAUUCCACAAAGCCUUGGUGGAGCUGAACAUGGACUCUGCAGAAGAACUGCAGUCUUACAUCAACAAAUUGAGUCUGUCCGUUGAACAAACGAAGCAGAAAAUCCUACAGGCAGAAGUCAAUAUUGAAGUAGAUGUUGUGGACAGCAAGCCAGAGACUCCUGAUUUGGAUCCAUUAGGCAGUGAACAGUCACUGGAGGAUGUGGAAAGUAUUAAUGAGUUUGAACCUUUGUUUGCUGAGGAGCAGCCUGAAGUUGAGAAGCCUGUUGCUGCAGUGCAGCCCGUGUUUAACCUGGCAGAGUACCACCAGCUUUUCCUUGGCACUGAAAGAAUCAGGGCUCCAGAGAUUGUUUUCCAGCCCUCCCUGAUAGGAGAAGACCAGGCUGGUAUAGCAGAAACCAUGCAAUAUGUCCUUGAGAGGUAUCCAAAGGAGCAACAAGCUAUUCUUGUCCAGAAUGUUUUUCUCACUGGUGGAAAUACAAUGUACCCUGGACUGAAAGCCAGAGUCCAGAAGGAACUCCUCGAAAUGAGGCCAUUCCAGUCAUCUUUUCAGGUUCACCUUGCUUCCAGUCCUGUUUUAGAUGCCUGGUAUGGGGCUAGGGAUUGGGCAGUGGAAUACAUGACCCGUGAGGAAGGCUGGAUAACCAGAAAAGACUAUGAAGAAAAAGGGGGAGAAUACCUCAAGGAACACUGUGCUUCAAAUGUCUAUGUUCCCAUUCGCCUUCCAAAGCAGGCCCCAAGGACAACAGAGGCAUCAGCACCUAGCAGAGCGCUGCCAUCCAGCACAGGCAACCCUUGUGAGCAGGUGUAGCAUAGCACCUUUGUCACAGCCCCUCGGAUGUGGAUAACAGUGCGGAGAAAAGAAGGGUUAUUGGUUUGUGGUAUGAGCUGUGUGUGGAGUGCAGGCCUCCGCCUAGCCUCGCUGGCUGCUCGGAGACCACUAAGUGUCUCGUCCGGCUGCUUGAACGAGGAGGAAGAGCCACGCUGGGGCAACAGCUGGCACGGUCGCAGCGCUUGCAACGCUUAGUGCCGCUCGUGCAUAGCGCAGGAGUAUUCACCAACAAGGAGGACCACCACAGAAGUGCAUUCCAGAGAAAAACGAUCUUAUAAACUUUCAUAAUAAGACUCAGAAUUUUUUGAGAGUAUGUGUUUUACAGGUUGGGGUUUUUUAUUUAGUUAAAAUGUACUGGUUUUAUACUGCUUUUACUGCCUGAUCCAGAAGCUGUAUCAAGUGAGUCAGCCCAGCAGGCGUCUCCCUCGCUCGUUGCAGCGAGCGUUCGUCAGGACAUGUUGGUCAGGAUGUGUUCGUCAGGACACAUGGUGCUGCUGGAGGCUGGAGGGGCUGAUCUGUGCCUUUCCUCCUGAGGCCUCUUGCGCUCUCCUCUGGUUUGAUUUCCUUCUUGCUGCACACUUUCUGCUAAACCACCACCGAAUAAGCGGUGGGAUUUCAGAUACUUUUGGACUUUGCUUAUGUCAGUAAUAUUGAUGUCUUGGUUGAAACUGGAGACCUGGUCACAUAAAGCACUGUCCAGAUAUAAAGACAGAACCCCUCAUAAAGCGCAGUCCAGAAGGACUGCCAAAUCUCGUGCAGUCCUCAAGCGGUUUUGCAAGAGUGGUGGCUGAGCGGGGCAGCUCCUGAGUGGUGGGACUUUUUUAUCAAAAGUUGUUUUAGCAAUAAAGCAAACUUUUUGCUUUACUGUUACCUUCUGUGUUUCAGUGAUUUGACCUCUUUAAAGAGUACAGCAAUAAGGAUGUAUUUGGGUGUACCUUGCUGAAAAAUGCGGGUUUGCAGCCAGGCCCCUGUCCUGCUGCACAGUGUGCUGUAGCUUAAAUUUGACAGGGGAUUCAGUUCUUGCAUGGAACAACUUGCUAUUGCUUUCCCAAAAGAAUAAUCAAUACUAAAUGCUGAACUGAAACCUAAGCAGGCUCCAUCAGUUUAGCACGGGCUGUAAAGCAUUAGGCUGGAGAAGGUAGGGCUAUGGGGAAAAUAUCCAGAUUGUAACUGUAUAAAGAAGGUGAGGAGGUGGUGGCAGCUUACCGGCCCCAAGGGCCACAGAGCAUCAGAUAAGUUGUCAUCUGCAGAUUCAAAACAAAGGACAUGAGGUGCUUGUUGGUGUUGAAGUGAGGGGUUUGUUGUCACGAGAUGUGACGCGCGCAUUUCUGGAUUCAAAAACUGUUACCCAGAUCUGCGAUUUAAAAAAAGAAAAA
Molecule: messenger RNA, 3449 nt
Organism: Grus americana (Whooping crane)
Lineage: Eukaryota; Metazoa; Chordata; Aves; Gruiformes; Gruidae
Gene: ACTR5
Product: actin related protein 5
Exons: 9
Coding region: 214-2052 (612 amino acids)
Biological process (GO): regulation of DNA-templated transcription
Cellular component (GO): cytoplasm; Ino80 complex
Source: RefSeq, a predicted model, not a curated record